CUUCCGUAUUAUUGGGCCGUUAACAUCUUUGGAACCAACAUGAGUUUAUCUUUGCUGCGCAAGCAUCUCAACCAAAUGGGGACCCUUAAGCUGCGAUCGUCCUUGGGUCGUAACUACAUACCCAUGGCCGGUCCACCCCGAUUUCCGAUGAGUACUGCCCAACGUUUGAUCAUCGGCUGCGGAUCCUUGGUCGUCAUGAUGAUCAUUCCGUAUUGGUGCCUCUUUAACAUGCCCCGUUGGUCGAGGAUGCACUUGGGUCUUCCACCGGAGGAGGAGCAGAAGGAAGAGCCACCACCACCGGAGGCACAGGAGGAACCGGACAAGAAGGACAAGGAUAAAAAGGAGAAGGACAAGAAGGAGGAGAAGAAGAAAUAA
This is a messenger RNA of Drosophila takahashii, 375 nucleotides long. The record is from RefSeq and is a predicted model, not a curated record. NCBI's taxonomy places the organism in Eukaryota, Metazoa, Arthropoda, Insecta, Diptera, Drosophilidae.